AUGAAAGAUUUGGGUUUGCUUAGUUACUUCCUCGGCUUGGAAAUUUCUCAUAAUCCUUCUGGUUACUUUCUCACCCAGGCCAAGUACACCUCUGAUCUCUUGGCUCGUACUGGUCUUACCAAUUGCAAGAUUGCUCCUAUUCCAGUUAAUCCUCAGACUCGUUUCACACCUCUUGACGAUCACUUGUUGUCUAGUACUACUAUACAUCAUCAACUAGUUGGCAGUCUUGUCUAUCUCACGUUUACUCGUCCAGACAUUGCCUAUGAUAUUCACAUUGUCAGGGAUCCUACUAACCGCCAUUCUACUACAGGAUUUUGCUUCUUCUUAGGUGACUCUCUCAUUGUCUGGCAUAGCAAGAAGCAAACUCUUGUUGCUCGUUCUAGUAUUGAGGCCGAGUAUCGUGCUCUUGCUGACACUACUCAAGAGCUGAGUACUAUUCAAAUUGCCCAUAAUGAUGUCUUCCAUGAUCACACAAAUCAUAUUGAAAUUGAUUGUCACUUCAUACAACAACAUGUUACUAGUGACACUAUUCGUCUUAUCUUUGUUAUCUUUGCUGAUCAAAUAGCCAACAUCUUCACCAAGGCUCAUCCUCCAGGACGCUUUUCUGCUUUACUUUUCAAGCUCAAGUUGAUAUCUGCAUUACCACCUAGACCUUGA
Camellia sinensis is the source of this 657-nucleotide messenger RNA. NCBI's taxonomy places the organism in Eukaryota, Viridiplantae, Streptophyta, Magnoliopsida, Ericales, Theaceae. The record is from RefSeq and is a predicted model, not a curated record.